Molecule: messenger RNA, 588 nt
Organism: Zonotrichia leucophrys gambelii
Lineage: Eukaryota; Metazoa; Chordata; Aves; Passeriformes; Passerellidae
Product: olfactory receptor 14J1-like
Exons: 1
Coding region: 1-588 (195 amino acids)
Biological process (GO): G protein-coupled receptor signaling pathway
Cellular component (GO): membrane
Molecular function (GO): olfactory receptor activity; odorant binding
Source: RefSeq, a predicted model, not a curated record
AUGUGCUACGACCGCUACGUGUCCAUCUGCAAACCCCUGCACUACGGGACCCUCCUGGGCAGCAGAGCUUGUGCCCACAUGGCAGCAGCUGCCUGGGCCAGUGCCUUUCUCACUGCUCUCAUUCACACUGCCAGUACAUUUUCCCUGCCCCUGUGCCAUGGCAAUGCCCUGGGCCAGUUCUUCUGUGAAAUCCCACAGAUCCUAAAGCUCUCCUGCUCUAAAUCCUACCUCAGGGAACUUGGGUUUCUUGCUGUUACUGCCUGUUCAUCAUUUGGCUGUUUUGUGUUCAUUGUUUUCUCUUAUGUGCAGAUCUUCAGAGCUGUGCUUAGGAUCCCAUCUGAGCAGGGACGACACAAAGCCUUUUCCACCUGCCUCCCUCACCUGGCUGUGCUCUCUCUGUUCAUCACCACUGCUGUGUUUUCUCACUUGAAACCCCCCUCCAUCUCCUCCCCAUCCCUGGAUGUGACCCUGUCAGUUCUCUACUCAGUGGUCCCUCCAGCCCUGAAUCCCCUCAUCUACAGCCUGAGAAACCAGGAGCUCAAGGCUGCAGUGUGGAAAGUGAUGACUGGAUGGUUUCAGAAAAGAUAA